GGAUGCAGAGAAACAUUUGGCACAUAAAGCAUCCUCGCUGUUAUAUUCCAUGCGUCCCUCUCACCUAAUACACAUCAGCAGCGUCGUCGUCGGCGGCGGCGGUUAGUCUCUUCUCACUCAAAUCUCUCUCCGCCACUCUCUCUCUCUCUCUCUCUCUCUCUCUCACACACACACACACUAGCUACGCAGAAAUCCGAAGAAAUGCCUGCGAUGCGGACUGUAUUCCUGCAAUCCCCCUCCGUUUCAGUUUCACCUUUCUCAACGCCGGCGUCUUCUUCCAGUAAUCGCGUUUCCGUGAAAUUCUCCGUUUCCUGUUUCUCGGUGGCGUCGCCGGUAACUCUAUUGAACGAGACUGUGGACUUGAGACCGUCGGAGAGGGCUGAAGUCCGGCUUGGAUUGCCGAGCAAAGGCCGAAUGGCCACCGACACUCUCGAUCUUCUCAAGGAUUGCCAAUUGUCAGUGAGACAGAUUAAUCCACGGCAGUAUGUUGCGGAGAUUCCUCAGAUUCCGACUUUAGAAGUUUGGUAUCAACGGCCAACAGACAUUGUGAAGAAACUGGUGUCCGGAGAUUUAGAUCUUGGAAUUGUUGGCUUGGACAUAGUGAACGAAUAUGGCCAGGGGGAUGAAGAUCUCAUUCUUGUUCAUGAGGCUCUUGACUACGGGGAUUGUCGUUUAUCACUAGCAGUUCCCAAGUAUGGCAUAUUUGAGAAUAUAAACUCUUUGAAAGAGCUCGCUCAAAUGCCACAAUGGACAUCCGAGAGACCUCUAAGAGUUGCUACUGGAUUUACUUAUUUGGGUCCAAAGUUCAUGAAGGAAAAUGGACUGAAACAUGUCGUUUUUUCAACUGCUGAUGGAGCUCUAGAAGCAGCUCCUGCGAUGGGGAUAGCUGAUGCUAUUGUAGACCUUGUGAGUAGUGGAACCACAUUGAAAGAGAAUAAUUUGAAAGAAAUCGACGGUGGAGUUAUCCUGGAAAGUCAGGCCGUUCUUGUUGCUAGCAAAAGGUCAUUGUUCCAGCGAAAAGGUGUGCUUGAUAUCACCCACGAAAUGCUCGAAAGAUUGGAGGCUCAUUUAAGAGCUGCUGGCCAAUUCACGGUAACUGCGAACAUGAGAGGAAACAGUGCAGAGGAAGUGGCUGAGCGAGUACUUAGCCAACCAUCUCUAUCUGGUUUGCAGGGACCCACCGUAAGCCCAGUUUUCUGUAAGCGUGACGGGAGAGUAGCAGCAGAUUACUAUGCUAUAGUUAUUUGUGUACCGAAGAAAGCACUUUACAAGUCUGUACAGCAGCUUAGGGCGAUUGGAGGGAGUGGGGUUCUGGUUUCUCCUUUAACUUACAUCUUCGACGAGGAAACUCCUAGGUGGCGCCAGCUUCUCUCAAAUCUAGGGCUUUAAUAAUCAUAUAUCGGCUCUUCGCGGUUUUUUGGAUAAAAUUCAAAAAUUGGAGGGCUUGUCAGCAAUUAUCUUGAAUAUUAUUUAUGUCUAUGUGUUACAUUUUAGAACAUGUUUUAUCAUCUCUUGUUGUAUUGUACUAUUUAUCGGCGGUGUUAGUGUAUCAUUAGUAAAAGUGUUUUAGACGGAAGAGCUUAUCAGCUGUUUAAAAUAAGCUUAGCCAAAAACACCAUCUUAAUCUGAUUGAUGAAUACAUUUUGGGAUUAUCGUUUUUCUAUAUCAUAUGUACUGUAUCAUGUAAUUUAAGAAUUAUUUUUAUUAUCCUU
Erythranthe guttata (spotted monkey flower) is the source of this 1712-nucleotide messenger RNA. RefSeq names its product ATP phosphoribosyltransferase 2, chloroplastic. The record is from RefSeq and is a predicted model, not a curated record. NCBI's taxonomy places the organism in Eukaryota, Viridiplantae, Streptophyta, Magnoliopsida, Lamiales, Phrymaceae. Gene Ontology annotation, biological process: L-histidine biosynthetic process. Gene Ontology annotation, cellular component: cytoplasm. Gene Ontology annotation, molecular function: ATP phosphoribosyltransferase activity; magnesium ion binding.